Molecule: messenger RNA, 346 nt
Organism: Sinocyclocheilus rhinocerous
Lineage: Eukaryota; Metazoa; Chordata; Actinopteri; Cypriniformes; Cyprinidae
Product: deoxyribonuclease-1-like
Exons: 4
Biological process (GO): DNA catabolic process
Cellular component (GO): nucleus
Molecular function (GO): DNA binding; deoxyribonuclease I activity
Source: RefSeq, a predicted model, not a curated record
CAUUAUUCACUAGCUGCCUAACGGACAACACUGGAAAACAAUUUGAGACUUCAUAGUAAACACAAGCAGCUUCGGUUGACACCAUGAAGAUCGCAUCUUUUAACAUCAGACGUAUGGGUCCAAGCAAACUGUCAAACAAAAAUAUUGUAAAUUAUCUUAUUAAGAUCUUCUCUCGGUACAGUAUAAUCAUUAUUCUGGAGGUGGUGGACAAAUCGGGCAAAUCUAUAGACAAAUUUCUACAGGAGCUCAACAGCACCAGAGCUAAUAAGAAACAUCCCUUCACAAUGGUCGGAAGCUCCAGGCUGGGACGCACUCUUUAUAAGGAGCAGUUUGUCUGUUUCUACAG